AUGACUAAAAAAAGAAGAAACAACGGAAGAUCCAAGAUGAACAGAGGGCACUGCAGAAGCAUAAGAUGUGAGAACUGCUACAGAUCCUGCCCAAAGGACAAGGCAAUUAAGAGAUUCCACAUCAAGAAUGUGAUAGAUAAUGCAUCCUUUGAUGAUAUUAAGCUAGCCUCCGUGUACGAGGACUUUGAGGUUCCUAAGUUCUACUACAAGCUGGAGUACUGCAUCUCCUGCGCUGUUCACCAGAGAAUUGUUAGAGCUCGCUCUGUAGAGGGCCGAAAGGACAGAACAAACCCGUUUAUGAAAAGACGAAUGAAUCUUUUAAGUGCCUCUGCAUAA
Messenger RNA from Nematocida ausubeli, 336 nucleotides. RefSeq names its product 30S ribosomal protein S26e. Gene Ontology annotation, biological process: translation. The transcript has a single exon. Gene Ontology annotation, molecular function: mRNA binding; structural constituent of ribosome. Lineage: Eukaryota; Fungi; Microsporidia. The record is from RefSeq and is a predicted model, not a curated record. Bases 1 to 336 code for a protein of 111 amino acids. Gene Ontology annotation, cellular component: cytosolic small ribosomal subunit; ribosome.